ACACCAGCCUCUGAACUCCCCGUGUGUGAAGGGAGGACAGACACACACACACACACACCUGUGAGACCCGCACACACACACCUGCCCGCUCUCACACUCUCUCCUCGAGCACCUGGAGCAGAGAUGCUCAGGGUUCAGGCCGUCCUGCUGCUGGCGCUGGUGUCGGCCGGCGCCGUGGAUUUGGGAGGCGCUCCGGCCGGCUUCUAUCCGCGCUUCAAUCCCUUCUUCUUCCUGUGCACUCACCACGGUGAGCUGGAGGGGCCCGCGGGGGCCGACGGAGGAGGAGAGGUGCUGCUCACCUUCCAGAUCCACGGGAGCCCCGCAGCCUACGUCCCGGGACAGGAGUACCAGGUGACGAUUUCGACCAGUACCUACUUCGAUGGACUGCUGGUCACGGGUCUCUACACCUCCACCACCGUCCAGUCGUCUCCCAUCCCCGCGUCUCCAGCCUUCGGCUUCGGCGUGAUGUCGGACAGACAGUUCGGGACUCAGUUCGUGUGCAGUGUGGUGGCGUCUCACGUCAGUCACCUGCCCUCCACCAGCCUGAGCUUCAUCUGGAUCGCUCCUCCGCCCGGCACAGGCUGCGUCAACUUCAUGGCCACAGCGACGCACCGAGGACAGAUCAUCUUCAAGGACGCUCUGGCUCAGCAGCUCUGUGAGCAGGGAGCUCCCACUGAAUCUCCUCUGCGGCCCAGUCUAGCUGUGGUUCACGGUGAUCACGCUGUUCUCCGAGAUGAUUUCGAACACAACACACAAGAAGAGCUCAAUCUCAGUAUCUGGUCGGACUGCAGUAACUGUGAGGUGGGAGAGCAGUGCGGAGCGCUGAUGCAUGGGAAGGCAGUGACGUUUUGUGAACCCUUCGGACAGAGAGAACUGACGUCAGUGGCUCUGAACACGAGCACAGCUUCAGUCCUGCAGUUUGCCUUAGGAUCUGGUUCGUGUCGGUUCAGUUACUCAGACCCCAGUAUCAUCAUCUCCUGCGGUCGGAACACCUCUGAUGACUGGAUCACCUUGGAGAAGAUCAGGGCUCCCACUAACAGCAGCACAGUGGUUCAUCUCGUGCCGCUGCCGGCCGGCUGUAAAGGCGAGUCUGUGCACCUGCGCUGGAGUCAGGAGCCGCCCGUGGGGCCCGACGGCUACGAGUCCUGCUGGGGUCUGGACAACAUACUGGUGCUCAACAGCGCUGACCGGCCCCCGCUGCUGGAGGACAACCUGGACCCGCUGGACACGGCCAACUGGCUCUUCUUCCCGGGAGCCACAGUCAAGCACGCCUGUCAGUCGGAGGGAAACGCCUUGUACUUCCACGGCGGAGAGGGGCUGGAGCACAGCUUCGCCUCCACACGUGACGUGGACCUGCACCGUGAAGAGGGCCGCAGUUACUGGGAGGAAGACUUCGAGAGUCCACUGAGUGGAUGGGAGGUGGACGGAGCGGUGUAUGGAGCUCAGUGUGGGGAGGUGGAGUCCGGAUCAGCGCUCGUCUUUCUCAGAGACGGACCGAGGAAGGUUUGCACUCCGUACCUGAACACCAGCGCCUACGGAAACCUGCGGUUCCACUUCGCCAUGGGGGCUGGAGGCUGCGACCCUGGAGAAUCCAGCAAGAAUAAUGUCGUCCUUUUUGGCCGCUCAGAGGGCAGAAAAGAUCAUGUGCUUCUGGACGUACUGCCAUACUCCGCCUACAGGACUCCUACAGUAGUCUCCAUUGGUUUGCCCACAGAGCUACAGACUCCGGCCACUCAGUUUUGUCUAGAACAGAAGGUUCACGGCGGGGCGAACCGUCACGUUUGGGCUCUGGACUUCCUGCAGCUGCUGCCUGUGCUGCCCGGUGCCAACACUCACCUGGUGCAGUUCUCCAUCAACCUCGGGUGUGGCGCGUAUCAGCCGGCCAACAGCAUCAAUCUGGAGUUCUCGUCGAAUCACGGGCGCUCCUGGUCACUCCUGCACACCGAGUGUCUCCCUGAGCUGUGUGCCGGCUCACAUCUGCCCCAUAGCAGCAUCUACUCCUCAGAGAACUACAGCGGAUGGACCAGGAUCACCAUUCCUCUGCCCAACGCCGCGCUGACCGAAAGCACUCGCUUCCGCUGGAGACAGACCGCUGUGGGAACCAGCAACAUGUGGGCCAUCGACAACGUGUAUAUCGGGCCGUCCUGUUUGCGCUUCUGCUCCGGUAGAGGACACUGUUCACGCACGGGCUGCAAGUGUGACCCUGGUUUCAGCGGUCCUGCGUGUGAGCUGGCGUCUCAGACCUUCCCUGCGUUUCUGUCCGAGAGUUUCUCCAGCGUGAGGCUGUCGUCCUAUCACAGCUUCUCCUCGCUGCGCGGGGCAGAGGUCAGCUUCGCCUGCGGGGUUCUGGCCAGUGGGAAAGCGCUGGUGUUCAACAGAGACAGUAGAAGACACAUCGUUACAACACCGCUGGACAGCUCACAGGCCAGGUAUCUUCAGUUCACGCUCAGACUGGGCAGCCGCAGCACCUCCAGCUCGUGUCCAGCUCCGGAUCAGCCGGGCGAGGGUGUGCUGUUGCAUUACUCCUCAGAUAACGGCAUCAUCUGGACGCUGCUGCAGCAUUACUCUUAUCAGGGCUUCCAUGAGCCCAGGAUUGUGUCUGUGGAGCUUCCUCCCGGGGCCCGUAAGUUCGGGGUUCAGUUCCGCUGGUGGCAGCCGUAUCACUCGGGCCGCGGCCAGGACGUCUGGGCUGUGGAUGAGAUCAGCAUGACCUCUGUCCUCUUCAACAUCAUCAGCCUGGACUUCAGUAAUGUGUUAGAUGUGACGCAGAGCCUGGGCUUCUAUCUGGGGAACGUGCAGCCGUACUGUCAGCACGACUGGACUCUCAGUUUUUCAGGCGAUCAUGGCUCGGCCUCCAGUAUUCGCUAUGUGGAAACACAGUCCAUGCAGAUCGGCGCGUCCUACAUGAUCCAGUUCUCUCUGGUCAUGGGCUGCGGACGGGAGCCUUCGCCGCACAUCGACACGCAGGUCCGGCUGGAGUUUUCCACCAAUCACGGCUUGACUUGGCAUCUUGUCAAAGAGGCCUGUCUGCCAGGCAUGCCGAGCUGCUCCGAGUUCACGGCCUCCAGCGUCUACCAUCCGUCUGAGUUCACAGACUGGAGACGGAUCACGCUUCCUCUGCCUUACAAGACCUGGUCGAGUGCGACACGUUUCCGAUGGAUCCAGAACUACUACCAGGAGCAGGAUGAGUGGGCGCUGGAUGACAUUUACAUCGGGCAGCAGUGUCCGCAGAUGUGCCGAGGACAUGGCUGGUGUGACCACGGACACUGCAGGUGUGAUGAAGGCUUCACGGGCUCAGACUGCCAGCCCUUCAACACUCUGGCCUCCAGUGUGCUCUCAGACUUCGAGUCGCAGGAAACCCUGAUGUCAGCCUGGCAGGAAGUGACCGGAGGCGAGAUCGUGCCGCCCGACCAGGGCUGUGGCGUGGUUUCCUCGGGAUCCUCUCUGUACUUCAGUAAGGCCGGGCUGCGGCAGCUGGUCAGCUGGGACUUGGACACGGAGUGGGCGGAGUUUGUGCAGUUCUACCUGCGAAUGGGCGGAGACGGAGCCGAGUGCAAUCAGGCGGACAGCAGGGAGGAGGGGCUUCUGCUGCAGUACAGCAACGAUGGAGGAAUCAGCUGGGGUCUGAUCGCAGAGAUGUACUUCACUGACUUCACCAGACCGCGGUUUGUUCAUUAUGAACUUCCUCUGGCCUCUAAAACGCCCUGCACCCGUUUCCGCUGGUGGCAGCCGCUCCACUCCGGCGAGGGCUACGAUCAGUGGGCCAUCGAUGACGUGAUCAUCCUGUCCGAGCGAGAGAAGCAUGUCAUCCCGAUGGCCGAUCCCACGCUUCCUCAGAACUUCUAUGAGAAACCGGCUUUUGAUCAUCCGCUCAACCAGAUGAGUGUGUGGCUGAUGCUGGGAAACGAAGGAAUGGACAAGGACCGUAACGGCAGUUUCUGUGCUCCCACACCCUCGGCCAUAGUGUUCGGACGAUCGGAUGGUGACCGGAUGGCGGUGACCAGAGACCUGUCUCUCCGUCCGGGAUACACACUGCAGUUCAAGCUAAACAUCGGCUGUGAGUCGGUCUUCAGUGCAUCUGCGCCCGUCCUGCUCCAGUACUCUCAUGACGCGGGCCGCACGUGGGCUCUGGUGCGCGAGGGCUGUUACCCAGCAUCCCCUGGGGCCAGCAGCUGUGAGGGGAGCGGCCGCGAACUCAGAGAGCCCACGGUUUACAACACAGGAGACUACGAGCGCUGGACCAGAAUCACUGUUGUGCUCCCACGAAAUGUGGCUGCCAGCAAGACACGCUUCCGCUGGUUCCAGGAGAGCAGUGUCUAUCGGGACGCCCCUGCGUUCGCCCUGGACGGCGUCUACAUCUCUGAGCCCUGUCCCAAUCACUGUGGAGGUCAUGGAGACUGUAUCUCAGGCGUCUGCUUCUGCGACAUGGGGUACACAGUCGAGAUGGAUCGGUCGAGCUGCGUCCCGUCUGCACCGAGUCCCACUGAACUCUCGGAGGACUUCGAGGGGAAGCUGAGCUCACUGUGGCAGAGCCUGAGCGGAGGACAGAUCGGUGACGGCUGCGGGACCAUCAGUGAAGGCAAAGCGCUGUACUUCAGCAGCCUGGGCCGACGAGAGGCUCGCACCGCGCCGCUGGACACCACCAACACUCGUCUGGUUCAGUUCUACAUUCGGAUUGGAGGGAAAAACAUGGGCUCCACCUGCACUCGCCCCCGUUCCCGAAAUGAAGGUGUGAUUGUCCAGUUUUCCAUAAACAACGGCGUGCAGUGGCAGCUCUUACGAGAGUUGGACUUUGGCUCGUUCCUGGAGCCUCAGGUGGUCACCAUCGAGCUUCCGCCCGCAGCAAAGACGCCCCACACCGUGUUCCGCUGGUGGCAGCCGCAGCAGGGGAAACACUCGGCCCAGUGGGGCCUGGAUAAUAUUCUGAUCGGAAUGAACGACAGCGCCAGAAGUGGAUUCUUUGACACGUUUGAUGGCACUUCUCCCUUAAGACACAACUGGUAUCGAGUUGUAGGCGGAGAGGUGACCGCAGACUGCCUGAGCCGAGACUCGGUGCUGAGCUUCAACUCUGAGCUCAUGGACAAGAGGCCGCGUUACGCUGAGAGCUGGGACUUCGAGGUGUCCGGAUCCUCCUUCCUGCAGUUUGAUCUGAGCAUGGGCUGCAGUAAGGCAGCGUCUCCAGCCCACGGCGUCCGUCUAGAGUUCUCCACCGACUGCGGCCGCCGCUGGACUCUCGUCACGCCCGAGUGUGUGCCGCCCGCCAUCGGCUGCUCCGGAUACAGCCAGCGGUCGGUGUACAGCUCGCCUCAGUAUCUGCAGUGGAGGAGAGUCACUGUCUACCUGCCCAGCGCUGCCAUUUCUCCUAGAACGAGGUUCCGCUGGAUUCAGCCGGUUUUUGCUCCCGGAGCUGAUGGCUGGACGCUGGACAAUGUGCUGCUGACGCCCGGCUGCCCGUGGAUGUGCUCUGGACACGGCCUGUGUGACAGCGGACACUGCGUCUGUGACAAGGGCUUCGGCGGGGCUCACUGUGUGCCUCUGGUCGCUUUACCGUCCGUUCUGAAGGAGGACUUCAAUGAGAACCUGAAGUCAGAUAUCUGGCCGGAGGUGUACGGGGCAGAGCGGGGAACGCUGAGCGGAGAGCCUCUGAAAUCAGGAACGGCUCUCAUCUUCAAAGGCGAGGGACUGCGGAUGCUGGUUUCAACAGAUCUGGACUGCACAAACACCAUGUACAUCCAGUUUUCAUUCAAGUUCAUAACUAAGGGCGUGCCCGAGCGCUCUCACUCCGUGCUGCUGCAGUAUUCAGUGAAUGGAGGGAUCAGCUGGCUGCUUAUAGACGAGUUUUAUUUCCCCACUUCCACAGACACGCUGUUUGUUCACAUGUCUUUGCCUCCCAGUGCGCAGACGAACGCUACACGGUUUCGAUUGUGGCAGCCGUACAACAGCGGUAAGAAGGAGGAGGUGUGGGUGAUUGAUGACCUGAUCAUAGAUGGCAACAGCAUCAAUAAUUUGCCGGUUAUAUUGGAGAGCUUUGAGGCUGGACCUCAGGAGGGGAACUGGCUGUUUUAUCCUGGAGGAAACACUGGAUUCUACUGCCCGUAUCAGAGAGGAGGACUGGAAGAGGACUCCGCCAUGGUGUUCAUGUCCAGUGAGUUGGGCGAACACUCGAUUACCACGAGAGAUAUUGAUGUCAACGAGAACACCGUCAUCCAGUUUGAGAUCAAUGUGGGCUGCACAACUGAAAGCUCUUCCCUGAACCCUGUGCGUCUGGAGUUUUCGCGGGACUUCGGAGCCACGUGGCAUCUGUUGGUCCCUCUGUGUGCCGGCGGCCCGAGGCUCAGCUCGCUCUGCUCCACUGAACUCCACCCUGCCAGCGUCUACUAUCCUGGAACCACGCAGGGCUGGAGAAGAGAAAUGAUCCACUUCGGCAAGCUGCGGCUGUGUGGAUCCGUGCGGUUCCGCUGGUACCAAGGGUUUUAUUCCAGCGGCACGGCUCCGCCCACCUGGGCCCUGGACAGCGUCUACAUCGGCCCUCAGUGCCAGAACAUGUGUAACGGCCAUGGCGUGUGUGUUCGAGGCACUCACUGCGACUGUGAUCCGGGUUACUCUGGUUCCGACUGCUCCAUUCCAGAUGUGCCGAACCCAGAUUUCCUGAAGGAGGAUUUUGAAGGUGGAGUUUUGGAUUCUGAACAUUUCAAGCUGAUGAGUGGAGGAAAACCUUCCAGAAAGUGUGGCAUCACCACCAGCGGGAACCACCUGUUCUUCAGUGAGGACGGUUUGCGGAUGCUGGAGACUUUGGAUCUGGACCUGUCUAACGCUAGGUUUAUCCAGUUCUUCCUGAGGCUGGGCUGUGGGAAAGCGGCCCCUGAUCCGCGCUCCCAGCCGGUGCUCCUGCAGUUCUCCGUGGAUGGAGGGCUGAGCUGGGCUCUGCUUCAGGAGUUCCUGUACAGCAACAGCAGUAACCAGGCUCACCUGGUGGCCCUGGAGAUCCCUCUGCGAGCGCGGACUCCGGCGACACGCCUGCGCUGGUGGCAGCCGUCUGAGAACGGACACUUCCAUAGUCCCUGGGUUAUUGAUAAACUGGUGGUGGGCGGCAGUGCCAGUGGUUGGGGCCCGCUGGAGGACGACUUCUCCUCCACAAACGGCCGCUCUUGGCUGCUGCACCCCGGCGGCACGCGGAUGCCCGUGUGCGGCUCUGACGGCGAAGCCUUCGCCUUCAUCGAGAAAUCAAACACACGCUACGGCAUCACCACCGACAUCAGUCUGGGCCCGGACGCCUUCGUCCAGUUUGAUUUCUCUGCCUCCUGCUCGGUCACCUCGUCCUGCUACACGGUGGAGCUCGAGUACUCUUUGGAUCUGGGCCUCACGUGGCUGCCGCUGGUCAGGGAUUGUUUACCCACAAGUCCAGAUUGCUCUUCUUACACACUGCAGAGGUUGUUGGUGUCUGAUACUUACAACAAGUGGGGCAGAAUUACUUUACCCAUACCACACUACGCCAGGUCCACAGCCACACGGUUCCGCUGGUUCCAGCCGGCGCCCUUCGAUAAGCAGCAGACGUGGGCUCUGGAUAACCUGUACAUCGGUGACGGCUGUCCUGACAUGUGCUCCGGCCGCGGCCGCUGUAGACAGAGCUCCUGUGUAUGUGACCCGGAGUGGGGAGGCGAGUUCUGCGAUGAGCCGCUGGUCUCUCUGCCCGUCCAGCUGAAGGACAGUUUCAGUCGAGCUCCGGCGCUCAAUCACUGGCACCUGCUGACCGGCGGCAAGAUCAGCAGCGUCUGUGGCGCGGUGGCCUCAGGAUCCGCCCUGCACUUCAGCGGGAGCUGCUCUCGUCAGCUGGUGACGGUGGAUCUGAAUCUGACCAGCGCUGAAUUCAUCCAGUUCUACUUCAUGUACGGCUGUAUGAUCGCGCCCAGCAACCGCAAUCAGGGCGUUCUGCUGGAGUUCAGUGUGAACGCUGGCAUCAGCUGGAGUCUGCUGACCGAGAUCUUCUACGACCAGUACAGCAAGCCUGAGUUUGUGAACGUGUUGCUGCCGGCUGCGGCGCGGGUCGUGGGCGUUCGGAUACGCUGGUGGCAGCCUCAGCAUGACGGUGCGGAUCGGAGCGACUGGGCCCUGGAUAAUGUGCUGAUCUCCGGCUCAGACGCUCACGCUCAGAUCUCAGACACGUUUGGAGGAGUGGCACUGCCCAGUCAUGAGCGAGCGCCCGCCGACGGCACACACACCCGCCACAGCGGCUCGCUCGCCCAUCAGGAGGAGACCAUCGUGAGCGAUCACUGGCUGUUUUCUGAAGACUGCUCCGUGAAACGUUUCUGCAGCUCUCCAGACGGAGUCAUGGUGUGCGGAAACACCGAUGGACAGGAAGUUUACGCCGUUACGCAUGACUUAGUUCCUGCCAAAGGCUGGGUCAUGCAGUUCAAGAUUGCGGUCGGCUGCAGCGUGCCGGAGAAGCCUGCGGAGAGACAGGUUCACGUUCAGUACUCGGUGAACUUCGGUGUGACCUGGAAGUACCUGGUGCCUCAGUGUUUGCCUGCAGACCCUCGCUGCGCCGGACAGGUGUCGCAGCCGUCCGUCUUCUUCCCUGCCGACGGAUGGAAGCGAGCCGUCUACCCUCUGCCAGACAGUCUCGCAGACACAACGGUGCGGUUCCGCUUCUAUCAGAGGCACUCGGAUACGCAGUGGGCGGUGGAGAACUUCUACAUCGGUCCAGCCUGUGAGAACCACUGUGGAGGUCACGGAGACUGUCUGGACCAGCACUGCCUGUGCGACCCCGGGUUCACGGGGCCGAGCUGCUACGCCAGCAGCACGCUGAAGGCCUCGCUGAAGGAGCGCUUCGACUGGGACGGGGCCCGCGGGCCGCAGUGGCAGAUGCUGGAGGGCGGCUCCCCCUGUACCGACUGCAGGGUGCUGGUGGAGGGAACGGCUCUGUAUUUCAACGGGGCGGGCGCCAGACAGGCGGUCACUAGCGAUCUGGACUUGCGUGGGGCGAAAUUUGUGGAGUAUUGGGCUAAAAUCGGCAGUGAGGAGAAUGUUACGCUGUGCCAUCGUCCAACCUGUCGGAAAGAGGGCGUGUUAUUGGAUUAUUCUAUUGAUGGAGGUGUGUCCUGGACUUUGCUCCAUGAGAUGGACUAUCUGAAGUACGUAUCUGUGAGGAGAGACUACAUCGUGUUGCCGGAGAGAGCUCUGACCAACGGCACGCGUCUGCGCUGGUGGCAGCCGUUCUCACUGUCGUCAGGCCUGGUCAGGCCCAGCGUGGAGCGCGCUCAGUGGGCUUUAGACAACAUCCUCGUGGGCGGCUCUGACAUUAACCCCAGCACUCUGCUGGACACCUUUGAUGAUGAGGGUGUCUCUCAUGAAGAGAGUUGGAGCUUCUAUCCCAACGCUGUCCGUACGGCCGGAUUCUGCGGAAACCCGUCUUUCCACUUGUAUUGGCCCAACAAGAACCAAGACGGCUCGCACAACAUCCUGGCAACCCGUGAACUCAUUGUUCAGCCUGGAUACGUCUUACAGUUCAAGAUUGUGGUCGGCUGUGAGGCAGACAGAUGUGAUGACCAUCAUUCAGUGCUUCUGCAGUACAGGAAGGAUGCCAGGUCAGACGUGUGGCAGUUAGUCCAGUCCGCCUGUCUCCCUUCCUCCGUCAACAACGUGGGUUGCUCACCUUUCCAGUUCCACGAGUCCACGAUCUACAGUCCUGUCAACAGUUCAGCGUGGACCAGAGUCACCAUUCAACUGCCUGACCAUGUGUCUUCUGGCGCGACACAGUUUCGUUGGAUUCAGCACGAGGCGGCUGGCGAGCGCUACAGCUGGGGCGUGGAUCACGUGUACAUCGGGGAAGCGUGUCCUGGUCUGUGCAGCGGUCAUGGGUACUGCACCAGCGGACCCGUCUGCAUCUGUGAUGAAGGGCAUCAUGGUGACGACUGCUCUUUGUCCAGCAGUGAACUGCCCAGCUCUAUAAAGGAUAACUUUGAGUCGGGUUCAGUGUCUCAGGAGAGCUGGAGUUUGAUUCAAGGGGGCGGGGUGGGCAGCGGAUGUGGUCAGCUCUCUCCUCACGCUCAUGGGGACUCGCUGUACUUCAACGGCUGCAAGAUGAGACAAGCCAUCACUAGACCUCUGGAUCUGACCCGUGCUAGUAAGAUCAUGUUCGUGCUGCAGAUAGGCAGUGUGUCUCAAACAGACAGCUGUAACGCUGCCCUGGAUCAGGCGGAUACAGUUGACCGGGCCGUGCUUCUCCAGUACAGCGUCAAUAAUGGAGUUAGUUGGCACGUCAUUGCGCAACACCAGCCAAAAGAUUUCAUCAAAGCCCAGAGAGUGUCCUACAACAUCCCACUGGAGGCUCGUGUACGGGGGGUACAGUUGCGAUGGUGGCAGCCACGCCAUGAGGGCGCAGGUCAUGAUCAGUGGGCGCUGGACCAUGUGGAAGUCAUUCUUGUCAGCACCCGUAAACAAAACUACAUGAUGAACUACUCCAGACAGACGGGUCUACACCACUACUACAACAGGAAGAGGCGAGCAUUGCGGCAACGAACCUAACCGCUCGGAAAGAACAACCUGCCGCUCACACGUUAUUCCGUUGGCUACGAUCCGCUUUCCCUGAUGAGAAAACACCAUGUCAGGUCACUUCUGUCAGCAUAUGGCCAUUCUCUCUCAUCUGAACGAUACAUCGGACCAUCUAGUCCCAUUUCUAGCCAAUCAAUGCCUUCCCAGAGCAGUGUGAUGGGAAAGACAAGCACCUAAACGUGGCGAUUUUUGUAUACUAUCUAUGAACUAUUGGGUUUCCUAAUUCUGUUUGUUAUUAUAAUCUUGUUUGAAUUCUCCUGAUGUGAACUACUACAAAGCUCUCCUGCUCUCACCUCACUUUCUACCACACUGUGAAGUUAUUCUGAUGGUUAUGAUGAUCAUUACUAGUGCUGAUAAAGUUCGAGCACAGAGGAAAACUGAAGAAGACUCAUUCUGAAGCAGUUUCUUGGAUGAAGAUAAUGUGUUUUGCUGUUGUGUGUCUGUGGGUUUGUUUUGUGAUGCGUUGAUUGUGGUGUUCCAAUCAUUUGUUAGUUUUAUACUAACUCGUAUCUUUUGGGCUUUGAUCAUUUUUCCUUUGGGAGAAGUCAGCCUUGGAGAGGGGGGAAAAAAAGAAAAGCAGAGAAUGAAAAGAAAGAAUACAUUUAAAAAGAGAGACUAACAAUGUUUUGUUGUUGUUGAUAAAUCACUUUUUUAUAUAUCUUGGUUCCUUAAAAAUAUUUAUGGUAAAUGGUUCUCCACUUAACCUAUUUAAAAUACACUGUGUGUGAAAUCUGUGUUUUUUGUUUGUUUGUUUUUUAUUAUUUUUUUUUACGUUUAAGUUAUUAGGUCAGGUUUCUUAGUUGCGAUCAACACCCUUCCCUUCUCAUUCAGUGUCAUCCAGUUGUGCUGUUAGACAUUCCCUCAUUUCCCUUCUUUCUUUGAUUACCUGUCAGUGUUGUUUAUGAUGUUACCUUCUCCCCUUCUUGGUGUAGCUCUCCAAUAUAGCAAGUUCUUGUAUAUAUAUAUAUAAACAUUGUAUAUAUAUAUAUAUGCAGGGAUCCAUCAGCCUUAUAAAAGGGAAUAAAGUACUGUCAAAACCUCCAA
Messenger RNA from Megalobrama amblycephala (Wuchang bream), 11595 nucleotides. It is a transcript of the gene reln, whose product is annotated as reelin. The record is from RefSeq and is a predicted model, not a curated record. Gene Ontology annotation, biological process: neuron migration; central nervous system development. The transcript is spliced from 65 exons. Gene Ontology annotation, molecular function: lipoprotein particle receptor binding. Lineage: Eukaryota; Metazoa; Chordata; Actinopteri; Cypriniformes; Xenocyprididae. The coding region runs from base 124 to 10524 and encodes 3466 amino acids.